Messenger RNA from Elephantulus edwardii (Cape elephant shrew), 330 nucleotides. It is a transcript of the gene CRIPT, whose product is annotated as cysteine-rich PDZ-binding protein. The record is from RefSeq and is a predicted model, not a curated record. Gene Ontology annotation, biological process: cytoplasmic microtubule organization. The transcript is spliced from 5 exons. Bases 1 to 306 code for a protein of 101 amino acids. Gene Ontology annotation, cellular component: dendrite. NCBI's taxonomy places the organism in Eukaryota, Metazoa, Chordata, Mammalia, Macroscelidea, Macroscelididae. Gene Ontology annotation, molecular function: PDZ domain binding; microtubule binding.
AUGGUGUGCGAAAAAUGUGAGAAGAAACUUGGAACUGUUAUCACUCCAGAUACGUGGAAAGAUGGUGCAAGAAACACUACAGAAAGUGGUGGAAGAAGGCUGAAUGAAAACAAAGCUCUGACUUCAAAAAAAGCAAGAUUUGAUCCAUAUGGAAAGAAUAAGUUCUCCACUUGUAGAAUCUGCAAAAGUUCUGUGCACCAGCCUGGUUCCCAUUACUGUCAGGGCUGCGCCUACAAAAAGGGCAUCUGUGCAAUGUGUGGAAAAAAGGUUUUGGACACCAAAAACUACAAGCAAACGUCGGUCUAGACAUACUGAUGAAGUUCCUGGAUU